Molecule: messenger RNA, 1644 nt
Organism: Punctularia strigosozonata HHB-11173 SS5
Lineage: Eukaryota; Fungi; Basidiomycota; Agaricomycetes; Corticiales; Punctulariaceae
Product: carotenoid ester lipase
Exons: 16
Coding region: 1-1644 (547 amino acids)
Source: RefSeq, a predicted model, not a curated record
AUGCCUAGUCUUAUCUACGCUUUGCUGCUCUUCCUGAUUGCAGCUCCGUCGAUAGCCAACCCUGUUGGCCGCGCAACUGCGCCAGCUGUCGUUCUCGACAAGGGAACGUUCAUUGGCGUCGACAAGGGACUCAAUUUUCAGUUUUUAGGUCUUCCUUUUACGCAACCUGUAUCCGGAAAGGCUCGACUGCACUUACCUCAGCUUAAUCUGCCUUAUACCGGUGUCCAUGAUGCAACGACGUUCGGUCCCGGGUGCCUACAGCAAGCUACCCCAACGCCGACCCUUGUUCCUGGGUCCAACUCAAGCGCACCACCGCCUCCGACGGACGAAGAGUGCCUCACAAUCAAUGUUAUAACUCCUGCUUCAUCUCACCCCAAUUCAAAGUUCCCGGUUGCCGUGUGGAUAUACGGAGGUGGGUUCGAAACUGGGAUGUCCUCAAGCUCCGACGGAGGAAUGAUUGUCAACCGAUCAAUCGAGCUAUCCGAACCAGUGGUAUAUGUUAGCAUGAACUACCGUCUGAAUGGUUUCGGUUUCCUUUCCAGUAGAGAGGUGAGAGACGCCGGAUUGGGAAACCUUGGGCUUCACGAUCAACGUGAGGCGUUACGCUGGAUUCAGAAGUAUAUCAGGGCUUUUGGUGAUGAUCCUGCUAAGGUGACGAUAUGGGGAGAAUCUGCCGGUGCGAUAUCGGUCGGCUCCCAGAUGAUGACGAAUGGCGGCAAUACCGAGGGUCUAUUCCGCGGCGCUUUCAUGGAGUCGGGCUCACCCAAUCAGCUAGCGAGUGACAUCACGGCAGGACAGGUAUCCUAUGAUCAUAUUAUAGCCGAUACCGGCUGCGCUAGCUCCUCCGAUACAUUGGAAUGCUUGCGAACCGUACCCGCGGCAGUUCUACUGGACGCCAUCAACAAGACACCGAAUAUAUUCAGCCCUGCACAGGCACUAAAUCUCACUUGGGAACCGCGCGUAGAUGGGGUGUUCUUCACUGAAUCGGGGGUCAACCUGGUUGCGAAAGGCAGCGUUGCUGAUGUGCCGAUAGUCAGCGGUGAUUGCGAUGACGAGGGUACAAUAUUCAGCGUGGUCCUUACAAACAUUACGACGGAUGAGGAGGCUUUGGACUUCAUUUCGACCAACUUCUUCCCCGCUGCCACUGUGAGUCGGAUGAAAAGGCUUCUUGACCUGUACCCGCAGGAUCCCGCGGCAGGGUCUCCAUUCGACACGGGUGACCAGAAUGCCCUCACCCCCCAGUACAAACGCCUUGCUGCACUGCAGGCGAACAUAACCUUCCAAGCUCCUCGUCGGUUCCUCUUCGAAAAACGUGUGACGAAACAACCCGUAUAUUCAUUCUUGAGCAAACGUGGCAAGUCGACGCCCUUCGUCGGAGCGUUCCACUCUAGCGAUCUUCAGAAUGUAUACGGCGGCGGGGAGCUCACCGACUACCUCGUUCAUUUCGUCAACAAUCUGGACCCGAAUGGGCUUCUCGUGACUGGGAAAAGGUUUUACUGGCCUCGAUACGAUCUCACACAUCGACAACUACUCACGCUGCUCGACGCACCUCUUCCUGCCUUGGAAUUGACCGCAGACACUUACAGGGAGGAUGCGAUGAAAUUUGUGGCGGAUUUGAUCACCGAGAGGGAGCAGGCCAUAUAA